AUGUCUUCAUUUCCUUCUUUCUCUCAAAAGCAUCUUUCUGGUAAUCGAUUCCAAAUUCGAGGAUUUCCAAAAAUUUGGACUGACAAACUUACUUUUGACGAUAUUGCGUGGUAUUUGUAUGAUUUAUUGGUUAAAUAUGGAGCUAUUGAGAAUAUUGUGAUUAGCUGUUCUAAGAGGGAUAUGGUUGUUUAUGGAAUUGUUGAUAUGAAAAGUGGAAAGGGUGUUGCUCGUAUUAAGAAUGAAAUGCUGGAUAAAUAUGGAAAGUUUUAUUUACAAAAUUGGGAUGCUGCUUUAUCUGUAUAUUUUUUUUAA
Messenger RNA from Meloidogyne enterolobii, 312 nucleotides. NCBI's taxonomy places the organism in Eukaryota, Metazoa, Nematoda, Chromadorea, Rhabditida, Meloidogynidae. The record is from the annotation of a GenBank genome assembly.